AAGGUAGUAGACCAGUAGUAGGAUAAGAUACUUCGAACAGAAGGAACCCCGUUUACACACAAAGCUCGGUGAGGGAAGUACACUUUAAAGCCUCCGACUAUCUCACCGUCGGCCGCAUGGAUGGCAGUCAAUCCUACUAGUCUUUUCUCAAUGGCCAUCGCUACACGGGUCCCACUGGGCUUCCCCACAACCACCGCAACUCCAUUCUCGUUAAGGUCCCGUUCAUGUCAUAAUAAACACAGUUCACUAUCACUGCGGGUUCCAGAAACUUCGAGGCCGCUCUCCCUUCUUAAUUUCAAUGCUUCUGGUUACCCAUUUCUUCAGAGAAGAGGAACUAGAGGAGUUGGAGUGGUAUCGGCAGCAAUGGCGGAUUCGGUUCCAAGCACGGUCCUGGUCACCGGGGCUGGUGGCAGAACAGGACAAAUAGUUUAUAAGAAAUUGAAGGAGAGGUCGGGGCAGUAUGUUGCCAGAGGUCUAGUUCGAACAGAGGAGAGCAAGGGAAAAAUAGGUGGAGCAGAUGAUGUUUUUGUUGGGGAUAUAAGGGAUGGCAGCACCAUAGUUCCUGCAAUCCAAGGUAUUUAUGCACUCGUAAUCCUCACAAGCGCUGUGCCCAAGAUGAAACCUGGGUUUGAUCCAACCAAAGGUGAACGUCCUGAAUUCUAUUUUGAAGAUGGAGCUUAUCCUGAACAGGUUGAUUGGAUUGGGCAGAAAAAUCAAAUAGAUGCUGCUAAGGCUGCGGGAGUGAAGCAAAUUGUGUUGGUUGGGUCCAUGGGUGGAACAGAUUUAAAUAAUCCAUUGAACAGCUUGGGUAACGGCAAUAUAUUGGUAUGGAAGAGGAAGGCUGAGCAGUAUUUGGCCGACUCUGGUAUUCCAUACACUAUUAUAAGGGCUGGAGGCCUGCAAGAUAAAGAAGGGGGUAUCCGAGAAUUACUUAUUGGAAAGGAUGAUGAACUUCUUAAGACUGAAACUAGAACCAUUUCCAGGGCAGAUGUGGCAGAAGUGUGCAUUCAGGCAUUACAGUUUGAGGAAGCCAAAUUUAAGGCUUUUGAUUUGUCCUCAAAGCCUGAGGGUGUUGGGACACCGACCAAAGAUUUUAAGGCUCUCUUUUCCCAAAUCGCUACUCGUUUCUGAGUUUCUACGGCCAUUGUGUUUGGUCUAUGAGAAUAUUUCCCACAUUCGGAGUUUUAUUUCAAAACAUAGUUAUGUAAUUCAAAAAUAAUUCAAAUUGCCCCAGUUGGCGUCCUUGUUACUACUCUUUUCUUCCACUACACAUCAUUUGUUCACCAAUUAAAUAAAAUAAUUUAAAAGUAA
Molecule: messenger RNA, 1311 nt
Organism: Juglans regia (Persian walnut)
Lineage: Eukaryota; Viridiplantae; Streptophyta; Magnoliopsida; Fagales; Juglandaceae
Exons: 6
Coding region: 121-1131 (336 amino acids)
Cellular component (GO): chloroplast
Molecular function (GO): oxidoreductase activity
Source: RefSeq, a predicted model, not a curated record